AUGUGCAGUGACGCUCCGAAUAGCGAACUAAGUGGGAUGCGGCGAUUAAUCGCGAUGGCUGUUGCGGGAGUGGUGUCAGUGAUAUCGUCGCUAUUGCUUAGGAACGUCAUACAAGUGUAUCUUGUUGAAUUGUUUGAGAUAAGAUCCGAAUCCUCCACGGCUUCCGACCAUGAAAGGGAGCCGAAGCCAGAGACUUAUCUCUCCACUGUCGUCGCAUUACUCAUUUUCAACAUUUACUCCAUCUCGACUUACUCCUUCAACUUUCUCAGACGAAAUGAUCCAUGGAAGAAGCGGAUUUUCGCAGGUUUCUUUGCGGUCAGCGUGGCUGCCGCUGGUCUGACAACGGCGACGCUGGGAGAUGGCGAGACAAGUUUUGCGGACUUCAUCGCCACAGUGCCGCUUCUGGUACCACUGAGUCUUUGGUUCAGCGUCAUCGGUCAUUCGAUGUGGAAUCGCUGGUCGACGCGGUCAAAUGAUGAGAAGGCGCCGCGUUGA
This is a messenger RNA of Colletotrichum godetiae, 495 nucleotides long. RefSeq lists its product as uncharacterized. The transcript is spliced from 2 exons. Lineage: Eukaryota; Fungi; Ascomycota; Sordariomycetes; Glomerellales; Glomerellaceae. The record is from RefSeq and is a predicted model, not a curated record. Bases 1 to 495 code for a protein of 164 amino acids.